GCACAACCGCUCGGCGCCGCCACUCCGUCCCCCUCCGCGGCACGGGCAGCACCUGUGCGGCAGCACCUGUGCCAGUGCCUGCCCUGCCUGCUCCUGGCCGACAGGCCGACCGGACCUCAGACCGACUGCGCGGCUCGGCCCGGCACCUUGCCCUCCAGCCCCGCGCUGCGCUCCGCGCCUCCACUUUCCCGCCAGGAGGUCAGGCGUCGCCGCUGCGCGCCCGAGGGAUAGGCAGACCCGCGUCACAGGGCCGCGCAGCCUUGCCUACCCCGCAGGCGCUACAGCGGCUGGAUCGGCGCCACAUAGCGGCUAGAGCGCGGCAACCAUGCCGGAGAACGGCGGCGCCAAGAGCGGCGUGGGCGCCAUGCAGCUGCAGGAGCCGGAGUACACCUGGGCCAGCAUGAACGCGCGCCAGAAGGCCAAGCACGUCCUGGCCAACGUCACGGUGGAGCCCAUCAUCCUCAUCUUCGCGGUGCUCAACACGCUGUCCGGGACGGCCUCGUUCUGGCUCAACAUCGGGCGCGCGUGCAGCCGGCACCUCAACGCCACCGAGAGCGCCUGCGAGAAGCUGUACUGGGGCGUGGUCGACGACGAGACGGAGGCCUACGUCGGCGAUGCGUUCACGAUCGUGUCGGAGAUUCAAGUGUGGCAGACCCCGCUCCGCAACUCCGUGCCCAUCAUCCUGGUGCUGUUCGUCGGCUCCUGGGCCGACAAGCGCCACCGCAGGAAGCCCUUCAUCAUCGCGCCCAUCGUCGGCGACCUGCUCACGGGCAUCGGGCUGCUGGUGUGCUACUUCUUCUACUCGUGGCCGCUGGAGGUGCCCAUGGUGAUCGAGGCCGUGUUCCCGGCGCUCACCGGGGCCCUGCCCAUCAUCAUCAUGUCCAUCUUCUCGUACAUCUCCGACAUCACGACCACGGAGAACAGGACCUUCCGCAUCGGGAUGGUCGCGACCAGCUUUGCCUGGGGCCUGCCCAUCGCGGUGGCCGCCUCCGGCCCGCUGUUCGAGGCCGUGGGCUUCGCCCCCUUGUACAUCCUGUGCAUCGUGCUGUACGUGCCGACCCUGUACUACGCCUACGUGCACAUCCCCGAGCCCCGCCCUCCCGUCCCCAGACCGGACAAUGUGAGUUUCCUGGUCGACUUCUUCGACUGGAAGAAUGUGUGGGAGACCGUGAAGGUGGCGCUCAAGAAGAGGAAGGGCACCCGGCAGCUACAGAUCUUCCUCGUGAUGGCGCUGUACGUCGCCGUGCAGGGUCCGGCGCACGGUGAGGCUGCCACGAUGUCGGGCUACCAGAUUUCGGCCUUCAAAUGGGGACCCACUGAUCAGAGCUUAUACGCGACAUACUUCAUCCUGGUGCUCGCAAUGGGCAACAUCAUCGCCACGACCGUGUUCAGCAAGUGGCUGAAGCUGCACGACUGCGUCAUCGGGAUGAUCGCCAUGACCGCCAAGGUGGUGGUUGCCCCGCUCUUGGCCUGGGCCACAACCGGGUGGCAGUUUUACGCCGUGACCUUGCUGGACAUUUUGAUAUCUGGAUCAGCGAUCGCCUUGCGCUCCGUUGCCUCAAAAAUGGUGGAGUUCGACGAGCUUGGGAAGCUGAUGGCCUUGUUUGCCGUGGUGGAGGCCAUCAUCCCGGUCUUCUUCGCGCCCAUCUACAGCAAAGUGUACAGCAUCACCAACCAACCGAGAAACGUCAUGGCCCCAGACACCACGACGGCCGCCCCCAUCCUGGCCAACGUCACCGCCGCGCUAACCACUUUGCCCGACGUGCUCGCCACUGCCGCCACCGUUCUGGAGGAGGGCGCCACCACCCUGGCCGUCGACACAAUGAACGCCACCGCCGCGGUCAUCGACACCGCCGCUAACGCUACGGCCGCGGCCGUCGGUGCUGCCACUAACGCUACAGCGACGGCCAUCGGCGCGGCCGCUAACGCUACAGCCACGGCCAUCGAUACCGUCGCUAACGCUACAGCUAUGGCCAUCGAUGCCAGCAACGCCACUACCACUACCAUGGCCCCCGAUGCCACCAACGCAGCAGCAGCGCACCCCAGCGCAGCCUUCCUGUUCAUCAGCUGCGCCUCCUCCCUGUGCGGCCUCAUCCUGUUUGCGGUGAUUUACACGCUGCAGAAGAAACAGACUCGCCAGGAGAAGGAGGACCAGCAGGACGCGGAGCGGGACGCCAAGAAGUCGGCCGACUUCGAGGGGGGGAUCACCAACGCCGCGUUCCAGGGCGACCACGGCCACCUCCGCUCCAGGGCGCAGAACGGCAACGGGUCGGAAAACACCUUCCUGUGAGUGAGGGACCUCCCGGACACGGCAACCGAGGAACAAGACUGCCCAACUGCGUGUCGUGAUGAUGCGAGGUAGGAGGAGAAUGAAUGAGUAAACUUAGAAACAAAGUCUGUGAUAUGAAGUUACUGUCCUCAACUGACGUUACAGCAUUAGACAUAGUCAAUGUGUACCGCUCUGCCGCUCUGUUACUAAUUAUUCGAUAUCGUGUUCAUGAAUGAAUAAUGUAACCUUGACUUGGCCGGCAGCCACGAUUGUGCCUUAUUUUCUGCCAUGGGGAUCUGUACUACCCAACUAUUGUAAUUUGUUUGUAUCCUAUGUAUGUCUUUUUUAAUCGUUUCAACACUGCUUUCAUCCUGGGACCUUUGACCUUCCGGAUGGCACGGCCAUUAUUUUUACUGCGUAUUCCGAGGAGAGGGGCGGGGCCGACCAGGGGGAAGUCAUACUAUAAACCCCCUGCUCCACGCUCCCACGUUGUUUUAUAUCUGGUUGUUUUUCUUUUCCAAGCUGCGACGAUUAUUUUUCUCUUCAAUAAAAAGCUGCCAUGCCGGUUCGUUUCUCUAUGGGACCGUUCGCGGCGUCUGCAA
This is a messenger RNA of Frankliniella occidentalis (western flower thrips), 2871 nucleotides long. RefSeq names its product proton-coupled folate transporter-like. The transcript is spliced from 10 exons. Gene Ontology annotation, cellular component: membrane. The record is from RefSeq and is a predicted model, not a curated record. Gene Ontology annotation, biological process: transmembrane transport. Lineage: Eukaryota; Metazoa; Arthropoda; Insecta; Thysanoptera; Thripidae. Gene Ontology annotation, molecular function: transmembrane transporter activity. Bases 326 to 2290 code for a protein of 654 amino acids.